Messenger RNA from Aethina tumida (small hive beetle), 2586 nucleotides. RefSeq names its product lens epithelium-derived growth factor (gene Jasper). NCBI's taxonomy places the organism in Eukaryota, Metazoa, Arthropoda, Insecta, Coleoptera, Nitidulidae. Gene Ontology annotation, biological process: regulation of transcription by RNA polymerase II. Gene Ontology annotation, molecular function: transcription coregulator activity; double-stranded DNA binding. The coding region runs from base 43 to 2202 and encodes 719 amino acids. The record is from RefSeq and is a predicted model, not a curated record. Gene Ontology annotation, cellular component: nucleus. The transcript has 16 exons.
AACAAUAUUCAUUACUUAUUUUAGGUUUGAAUAUUUGAGACGAUGGGAGGUACAGCAGAAAACAUUGGUGACACGCAGGAUAAAGUUAAAGAUGAUACCCGUCGUGUAGACCAGGAGACUGGCUUUUGGGAAGGUCAGUGGGCCAAAUUCCAAAAUGCCAAUCUAUCUGUAUACGACGAAAGUGAACAGGAGGAUAGCGAUCUAGAUGAAAAUGAGAAAAUAAGGCCAUGCGAAGCUGGUGAUAGAAUUAUUGUAAAAAUGAAGGGAUUACCAGCAUGGCCAGCGAAAAUUAAGUCAAAAAAUGGUGACAAAUUUAUUAUCGAGUAUUAUGGGACAUACAAGAGGAAAGAAGUUUUGGCUGAACACAUAUUCUACCCCUAUAAAGAACACAAACAUUUGAUGGUACGAAGACCCAAAAUAAAAAUUUACAAGCGAGCUAUUCAGGAGAUCGAGGCCGAAAUAAAGGCAUAUGAAGAAUACCUUAAAAGAGUUAAGGAAGAAAACAUGAAGCUUGAGAAGACGUUUAAUGCCGGCGAUAAAGUAUUUGCAAAAAUAAAGGGGUAUCCGCCAUGGCCUGCACAUGUACAAGCAAAGGAAGGAAAAAAGUACAAAGUCAAAUUUUUUGGCACUGGAGAAAUUGGUUCCAUUAAGCCAGAGGAUUUAUUCUAUUUCAAUAAACAUAAGGCCACAAUGAAGAAGACUCUCAAGAGGAAGGAGUACAAUGAUGCCUUCAUGGAGAUUGAAGAGGCUAUCCUUAAGGCUGGUGGUGAUGGGUCUGAAGCUGUUGAAGGAAAUACAGAUUCGACAAAGGAACCUGAAACUGAGGAAAAGCCUAGUGAGAUCCCCAAAAAAAAUAAGAGGAAGAGGGUAGACUCAGAUUCUAAUCCAGUCCCUGCUAAGGUGCCACACAUAUCCGCUGACACAUCUGUCGCUGCAGUAAAUGAUGAUAAUGCUGCAGUAGAAAAUGAUAAGCAACACUUAAAGGGUGAUAUUGACAAGGAAGAAGAAAAUCCUGUCGAGAACACCAAUGCUGAAAACAAAGAAGCAGAGACAAAUCAGCAGCAUGAACAAACUGAACAAGAAAAGACAGAAUUGAAUGAUUCUGUAGAUACAGACAAAGGACAAAAUAAGUCACUAAAUGAUACUGAUGACAUGGACAGUCCAAAUGAAAGCCAAACUGCACCAGAGACUGAAAAUGAGGCGGAAAAGCCAAGUACUGAAGAAAAUGCAGGAGUGUCAAGUCCCAUUGAGGAUAAAGUGACUCCUCGUUCUUUGAAUAUACUUACAGAGGCUGAAUUACAACGUUUAAACCUUUAUGCGGAAUAUGCUGCCAAAGAAUCAGAAAAACUAAAUGAAAAAACUCCAGAACUCCCCAUAAUGGAUUACAACUUAAGUAUUCUACCUGUAAAAUUAAAUAACGAUGUGUACGCAGGAAUAAAGGCCACAAUUUUACCCGCUGGUAAGUUUAAAACCGAGUAUGAUCGGGCCGUUUUCGAAGGAGAACUAGCUUCUAAGAUGUUAGAAGAAAAGAAAAAUAUAGAGAGGUCCGGUUUAGUGAAGGAAAACGACUAUAUUGUACAAGAUUUGAAGCUGAGCGAGGAUGAUAUUAUUGAGAAGAUUAAUGAGAAAGAUAUUAACAAAAACAAACUACGAUUGAAGAAAUUAAAGGACGAACGUAGAUUAGUCGAAAUAGAAGAUGCUGUGAAAAAUUGCCUGGGCAUGGAUAAUGUCAAUGUACGUAAAGCUCUCGACUUCUUGGACGAAAUGCAAACGCUGGACAUCGAUUACAUUUCAUUGUUGAAACAUUACUCCGUAACGGAAAUGAUUAAACGCUUGCGCACCUACGUUGGCAAUUACAAGGUUUGGAAUCUGUCGGAGGAGUCGCUAAAUGCUUUCCGGGCAGAUGCUCAGAAAGUCAGGGAGAGAGCCGACAAGAUAUAUAAAUGGUUCCAAACCAUGUUUCCGGAGACAAACUAUGAGAAGUUCUGGGAUUACUUCACUGACACACUUAACAAGUUUUCUAAGGAUUGUGUCGAUAUGGAUUUCACCGAAGCCGAAUUCAUCACGAUUACGUCUCAUCCAAAGUCACGUGACACUUUUUUGACUCGACUGGAAGAGAAGGAUAUGAAUGCCGCAUUAACUGAAGAAAAUCCAAAAGAAACUGAAAAGGAAAAUUCUAGCGAUGUUGCGAAUGAAAAGUAAUCCAAGGGAUGAAGAUAAUGUGUUCACCUUUUCAUAUUAGAUUUGUUCUUAAUUUUUAUAUGUUACUGUGAUUACAGUGUAUGACUACCAAGUUAGUAGUCUCAUUGUAAAAUCGCAUCUUGUUUUGUUAAAUUUUUGGCGUUGACGCUACGAAGACAAUUUAUACAAUUUUAUAAAGCUAUCUACUUUUUUAUACAUGUAACUGUAGUACUUUUGCCAUUUGCUAAAUCAACGAAGUUAUUACACGCUGUGCAGACAAAUACAUGCUACAUAUUUUUUGGUACUCACAAUCGUUCCCUGUUUUAUAAUUGUUUAAAUAUGUUUUACUAUUUAAUAGUACAUUGUAUUUAGACCAUUUAAUGAAAUAAAAAGUUUAAUUUUUAA